Ceratotherium simum simum (southern white rhinoceros) is the source of this 4601-nucleotide messenger RNA. The record is from RefSeq and is a predicted model, not a curated record. NCBI's taxonomy places the organism in Eukaryota, Metazoa, Chordata, Mammalia, Perissodactyla, Rhinocerotidae.
CAAAGGCCCUGUGGCACCAGGGCCCCGAGGCUGGCCAUUCGGGCUGGUGGGUUCAGCUUCAGGGGCAGAGCCAGCCCAGGGCAGUGUUGCUGCACAUUGCAUGGGAUGAAGAGCUGAAAGCUGCUUCCUCUUGCAAGCUGGCUUCUGAGAUUGCACCUUCUUCUCCUGCUCCUCUUUCAACUCUAUGACCCUCCAAGGCAAAGUCGACCCGCCCGGGAACCAAGACAAUGCAGCAAGCAGCACAGCCACAGCCGCCACCCAAUGGGCAGAGUUCCUGCCAGCCCCAGCUCGUCCCCGAUCUCCCAGACAAAGCGGGGACAUUGUAUCCACAGCCCCAGCAUGAGCUGCCUGCAUCCAGAGAGACCCUUCUGCCACAGCCGGACAAGGACAAGACGGUGCCUCGCUGCAUCCCACGCCUCCGGGCCGUGGUGGAGAGCCAGGCCUUCAAGAACGUCCUGGUGGACGAGAUGGACAUGAUGCUGUCCCGCGCAGCCACCCUCAUCCAAGCCAACUGGAGGGGCUACCGGCUCCGGCAGAAGCUGGUCUCCCAGAUGACGGCCGCGAAGGCCAUCCAGGAGGCCUGGCGGCGCUUCAGCACCAGGCGCCUCCUCCGCUCGGGCAAGGCAGUGGAGAGAAAAGUGAACGUGGAGGAGGGGGACAUCCCUUACCACCCCCCGCAGCAGGUGCGCUUCCAGCACCCGAAGGAGGGCAGGUCCCUUCUGACCCAGCCCGUCAUGGUGAGCAGGGAGACCCAGUUCCCCUCCUCUGACAGCCUGGCUGCCUGCGCCCCCCAGCUGGCCCUGUCACAGCCCCAGGGUGCUCCACAGCCCAGCACACAAGCUCCUUGUGCUGUUGGUGGCCCGGGCGUCACCUUCCUGCCACACCAAACUAUCACCAUCAGACUGCCGUGUCCAGUGAGUCUAGACGCGAAGCGCCAGCCAUGCCUGGUGACGAGAGCUGCCAGAAGUGCCUGCCUUGUCCACCAUGUAGAAGGGGAUGUGAUGAAGACCAAGCAAGUAACUUCCAGAGCCAGUAAGGCAGGAGCCUCAGGGCCACCACCAUCUGGAAGGUAUGCCCAGGCAGUUCACGGACCGCUCAAGACCCAGACCCAGACCCACGUGGAAACAGAGGUCCUCAAAGCCCCACCCCAGGCAGGCCCACCACCUGUGAUAACCAAGACCCCACCCCUGACAUCUCCAGCGGCCACAAUGACCAAGACCCCACCCCUGACAUAUCCAGCGGCCACGAUGACCAAGACCCCACCCCAGACGUAUCCAGCGGCCACGAUGACCAAGACCCCACCCCAGACAUAUCCAGUGGCCAUGAUGACCAAGACCCCACCCCAGCCGUGCCCAGUGCCCACGGUAACAAUAACCAAGACCCCACCCCAGAUGUACCUGGCAGCCCCGGGGAUCAAGACCCCAGCCCAGGCAAGCCUGGCAGCCCCGAUGACCAAGACUCCACCGCAGACGAGCCCAGCAGCCACGAUGACCAAGACGCCACUCCACUCGUGCCUAGCGGCCAUGAUUAACAAGACUCUACUCCAGAUGUACCCAGCAGCCAUGAUGACCAAGAUCCCACCCCAGCCUUGCCCAGCUGCUCCGAUGACCAAGACUCCAGUCCAGAUGAGACCAACAGCCUCGAUGACCAACACUUCACCCCAGACACGCCUGGUGGCCAUGAUGACCAAGACCCAGCCCCAGAUGUGCCCCAUGGCCUCGAUGAUCAAGCCCCCAACCCAGACACGACCAGCGGCCAUGAUGACCAAGACCCCACCCCAGAUGUGCCCCAUGGCCACGGUGACCAAGACCCCACUGCAGAUGUGUCCAGCGAUGGCCAAGACCCCAUCUCAGACGCACCCGGGAGCCUCAGUGACCAAGAUCCCUCCCCAGACGCGCCUGACAGCCAUGAUAACCAAGACCCCAGCCCAGUUACGCUCGGUGGCCGCCAUCCUCAGGACCCUGUGCCUGCCCCCUCCAGCAGCCAGCAAUCUGAAGGCUCCACCUCCUACAGCGGUGACAGCUGCGAUUCCCAACACCUCGUCCCACACGUCUUUAAAUGGACCAAAGGCCAAGGCUGUGGUGGAUGCAAGGCAGGCAGCGGGGAUGGUCAAGGUCUCGUCCCACUCGUACUUGACUGAGGGAAAGGUGAAGUACUUCCCCCCGCCACACCUGGGGGCUGGCGCUCCUGAGGCUUCUGCCGGGCCUCCUCUGGAAGGUGAGCUGAUUAAGCCCUUCCCCCAGAGACAAGCGAAAAUGGAAACAGUAUCUAACACAUGUGUGACCGUGGAAAUGCCCAGGGCUUCCUCCUGGGCAAAAGUGGCUGAGGAUGGGAGCACGGCACAUCUGAGGAUGGAUGUCAGGAAGGUCCAGUCCCAGGUGUAUGGGCCUGUAGAAACGGCGGUGGACCUGCCCCCGCCACAGCUGGGCACACGUCCAGCCAAGGCCCUGGCCCAGCCACAGCUGGCCACACGUUCAACCACAACCUCAUGUCAGGCAUAUCUGCCUGCCAAGCUGACCAAGACCCAGUCCCUGGCACACCUGGACGCACAUCUAACCAAGGCGCAGUCCCAGGCACAUCUGGCCGCAGGAGCAAUAAAGGUCCAGUCCCAAGUGCAUCUGCCCGCCGCGCUGACCAAGGCCCAGUCCCAGGCCCAGCUGGUCUCGGAAACAGCCAAAUGCCUCUACACAGCCCACCAGGCUGCUGAGCUCAGCAGCAAGACCCAGUCCCAGCCAUUCCUGGCCGGGUUCAAGGCCUCCUCCCAGCCCUGCCAGCAUGUUGGCACCCUUGGCACUCGGCUCCGAGCCAAGCGGGAGGACAGACUAGCCCAGUUCCCGCCCCACAGCUACGCACAGGGCAAGGCCACCCAGGGCCCACACCAGGGAGCCUCCGAGACCCAGAGCUUGCCAGUGCCUCUGCUGGUGUCCGCCGGACACUCCACGUGCAACGUUGAAUCCUGGGGUGACAGCGGGGCCGCCUGGGCCCAGCCGUCAACAGCCAGCCCGGCUGUGCCCUGCCAGGAGGAGCUGGCAGCUGCCCAGCUUGCCUCGCUGUGUGCUGAGCUGGUGGCCCUGCUGGGAUCCCGGGAAGACCUCCGUGCCCUGCUGGCAAAAGCCCUCUCCCAGGGGGAAGCAAGGGCAGCCCUGAAUCAGGCCCUGUCCAGCGAAGUCCUGGGCACCACGAUGGCCAAGGCCCUGUCCCCAGGCAUGCUGGGCACGGCACUGGUGAAGGUGCUGUCCUGGGGCAAGUUGGACAUCGCGCUGUCCCGCACCCUGUCUUGGGGCGAACUGCAGGCAAAACUCACUAAGGCCACACAGGGCAAACUGGCGGAUGCGCUCAGCAAGGCCCUGACGGAGGAGGAGCAAGCCACCCUGAGCCAAGCCCUGUGUCAGGGUGAGCUGGGCGCCGUCCUGAGCCAGUCUGUGUCUCAGGCGGCCCUGAGGACUGGAGUCAUCCUCCCCAAGGCCACCACAAAAACGGCGAGAAGCGGGCUGGCUGUGAUGCCCACCCCGGUGGAGGUGGACCAGAUGGGGAGCCCGGCAGCCGCGUGUGGGCCCACCUUGGGCCCCAGGAGACCACAGCCCAACAAGGGCCCCACGGACGCUGGCGUGGCUGGUGGCCAAGCAUGGAACUCUGCUGUCCCCACUGUAGCAGUCGGGCCCACAAAAAGCACCACGGCCCCUGGUGGCGCAUGGGAGCUGGCCAGGGCCGCCGUGCCGUGGGACGCCACGGGCGGCCGGGUGGCAGCGGACCCCAGACGGUCGGGGGAGCUGGUGGUGUCGAUGCAGGACGUGGAGAAGAUAAUCAUCCAGGCCGUGGUCACGAUCCAGGCGUGCGUGCGCGGCUACCUGGUGCGCCGUACCGUCAAGGUGUGGCACCAGUGGGCCAUCAUCAUCCAGGCCGCCUGGCGUGGCUACCGUGUGCGGCGUGAGCUGGCCCGGAUCUCCAGAGCGGCCACCGUCAUCCAGGCCAUGUGGCGAGGCUUCUGCACCCGCCGGAGCCGCGCCCAGCCAACGCUGCAACCGGGUACGUGGGCCGAGAUGGGCAGUGGGGCCAGGACCAUGUCUGACCACCGCUGUUUCCAGUCCUGCCAGCCUCACGUCUGCGCCCUCUGCCAGUCACUGAGCCCGGGACUGGGGAGCCCACCCAGCGUGGUGAUGCUCGUGGGUUCCAGCCCCCGCACCUGUCACAUGUGCGGCCAAACCUUGCCCACACGGGUGGUGCACGGCACGGGCCAGGGCUCCUCAGGCCAGGCAGGCGUGCCGUGGGGCUGUGGCGCGCAGCUGACCUCCCAGAGCCUCCAGCGGUCCCACCUCCAGAACAAGGCGGCCACGACCAUCCAGUCCGCCUGGAGGGGCUUCCUUAUCCGCCGCCGGCUGAGGCAGCAGCAGGGAGCAGCGAAGAUGCUUCAAGCCACCUGGCGCGGCCACCACGCCCGGUCUUACCUCACCACAGACGCACUCCUGGGGCCAGCGGCCUGGGAUGACCCGCAGCACAUGCAGUGGCCAGGCGUCUAGGACCGUGGCUGCCCGGUGCGGGGACCUCCGGGAGGGGCCGUGUGGCUCUCUGGAUCUAAUGAAUAAAGCCCUGCGCAGCCUGGG